CCCUAUCUUUCUUAGACACACACACGCCCAGAAACACAAACACGAUGGACUCACCAGUGGAUUUUGUUACGAGUCGGAGACCCCCUGCCUGGACACUACUGCUGCUGUUUCUGCUGGAUUUGCUGUUGACAAGUGAGCAGUGCAGUGUGGGUAAGCCUCAGGUGGAUCCCCUGGCCCUGCUGGUGAGUUACGGAGGACCCGCCCAGGCCACCUGCAGCACCCGUUUCCAUGUCGACCUCAUAGCCUGGGAGGGCACCGUCGGAGGCAAGACCGAGAGCCACAAACAACAGCUGGCGUGGAGCGUGCCUCGCGUCACCGACUGGUCUCUGAGAGGCGGAAUGAAGUGUUUCACAACCUCCGAGGAGCACGGGCAAUGCGAGACACACUUGCCCAUCACUAUUUACAAGAUUCCCGACAAGGUGUCCCUGUCCUUGGUCUACCCGCCGGCCCCCGCCCCUCUGAUUGAGCACCGGCUCUUCACGCUGUACUGCGAGGUUCACAACCUGGCUCCCCUCUCCGGCCUCUCCAUUGUGUGGUACAGAGGAGGCCAAGAGAUAGACAUAGCAGCCCGGGCCGCAUCUCUGCCGCUGAUGACGACCGAAGGAAACCCAGAUGAGGUUGCCACGGCGAAGCUUCGGGUAGACCUUAACGUUUCCCGUGACGACCAUGAGGUGGACAUCCAAUGCGCUGCCCGGCUGCAGCUGAACACCACUCAGAACAUACCAGAGACCCUCUCCGGCAACAGCAUCAACCGGGUAGUAUAUUGGAAGCCGCGCGUGGUCAAUGCCAGUGGGGAUGUGGUGCUCCGUGCCCACAACAGACUAGCCCUCAUGUGUCAAGGGGAGGCCUACCCUGAGCCCAGCUACCAGUGGAGUCACCAGGGGGUCGACUUGGAUGGCGAGAACAACAUGACGCUAGUGAUCGAGGCGGUGAACGGCAGCCACGCCGGGGUCUACGAGUGUCUCCUCAGCAACGCAGUGGGGCAUGCGGCCGUCACCAUGCGAGUCACAGUAGAAGAUGAAUUAGAGGUCGAGGAGGACUCAUCAUCGCCGUCACUACUCACUGCACUCUUGGUGGCCCUCAUUCUGGCCAUCCUGGGAGCAGCCGGCGGCGUGUUUUAUCUGGUCUACCGCAGGAAGACCAAGACGGACAGCUACCAGGUCCAGAACCAGAACCAGAAAGUGAAGUUGACUGCAAUCAGGAACAGCUGAAGAUAUAAAAUUCUUUUUAAAAAAAAAUCUGACUUUAUUUGACAGGACAGAGUGAGAGGUGGACAGGAAGCGAAUGGGGAGAGAGAUGGGAAAGGGUCGGCAAAGGACCUGGGAAUCAAACGUGGGUCAGCCGCAUGGUAGACAAGUGCUACCGGUUGGCCACGGUAGGGCUGAAGAUGAAAAGUCUUGAGGCUUUGGUCUAAUGCAGGAGUGGGGAACCUAUAGCCCUUAAGACCUGUCAUAUCCAGCCCCAAACACAAUUUUAAUGUUAUGCAGUUUCACAUGAAAUGUGACCAGUUUUGUAAGUAAAUGUUCAAAAUCACAUUUGCAAUACAAUUAAAGGGACACUGUGUGAGAUUUUCAGUUGUUUAUUUCCAGAAGUCAUGCUGCCCAUUCACUAAUGUUACCUUUUUUCAUGAAUACUUACCACCAGCAUCAAAUUCCAAGUAUUCAUUAUGACUGGGAAAA
This is a messenger RNA of Engraulis encrasicolus (European anchovy), 1679 nucleotides long. RefSeq lists its product as uncharacterized. Gene Ontology annotation, molecular function: integrin binding. The transcript is spliced from 6 exons. Bases 45 to 1211 code for a protein of 388 amino acids. Gene Ontology annotation, biological process: cell adhesion. The record is from RefSeq and is a predicted model, not a curated record. Lineage: Eukaryota; Metazoa; Chordata; Actinopteri; Clupeiformes; Engraulidae.